Messenger RNA from Gossypium arboreum, 1400 nucleotides. RefSeq lists its product as uncharacterized. The record is from RefSeq and is a predicted model, not a curated record. Lineage: Eukaryota; Viridiplantae; Streptophyta; Magnoliopsida; Malvales; Malvaceae. The transcript has a single exon. Bases 349 to 1128 code for a protein of 259 amino acids.
AAUAGUGUGAUUUUCAGUGAAAAGAGAUAACCUUUUAGAUUAAAUUAAUUAAUUAUUUUAUUUUAACAAAAGGGUUUUAGAAUUUAGAGCAAACACUAUUAUUUUUGCAGGUAAAAAAGCUGAAGGCUAUGUUUCUAUUCUAAUGCUUUUGAUGCCAAAAAAAGAAAAGUUAGAAAAUUGAAAGCUUUGAUAUCAUUUAACUCACUUUGUGGGUAGUGAUGUUUCAUCUUUCUGGUCAAAGUUCAUAUCUUUAACUUCUUAUUGCAUUCUGGGUUUUUUUUUCUUUUCUUCAUUUGUUGGAUUACUGAAUAGGUGUUUUUUUUUUGGUUUGAUUUUGUGAUGUGAAAAAUGAAAUCUUUGAGCAGUGUAGGGCUUGGUUUAAGCAUAGUAUUUUGUUGCCUUUUUUUAGCUUUGAUUAUUGAGUUAUAUUACUUGUUAUGGUGGAAGAAGAGAUUAACAAGCACAAGGGAUAUUGAAAAUGAUUACAACAAUCCAGCAAGUGAGCUCUUUUAUAUGUUUUGUUGGAAGAAGACAGCUUUGAAUCCUCAAGAAAUUAGAUUCCAAGAUCAACAACAAGACCAAGAUUUGUUCUUCAAGCCCUUUGAUGAUGGUGUUGAUGAUGAUGAUGAUGAACAUGAUGAGGAUGGUGAUGAUGAUGUGAUAGGUCCAAGAAGGUUAUUAUUCACAAUCAUUGAAGAAACAAAAGAAGAUUUAGAAUCAGAAGAAGGUAAAUCCAAGAAAGGGAGGAGUUUAAGUGAUGUGUUGUUGAAUGUUGAAACACCAUAUUUAACCCCACUUGCUUCACCACCAUUUUUAACACCUCCACUUACACCAUUAGAAGCUUCAUGUUAUAGUCACCAUGGAUUCAACAACCCUUUGUUUGAAUCAACUUCAUUUGCAGAUUUAAAUACUUUAAUGAAGCCACCAUCAUCAUCACCUCCCCCAAAGUUCAAGUUCUUACAAGAAGCUGAAGAGAAACUUCGUAGGAAGAUGACAUUCAUGGGACAAGUUCAUAACAAUGGGGGUGAUGAUGGUCAUCUUUCUCCUACAUUGAAGCAUCUUAAAGAUGAAGAAGAUGGGUCAUUUAUCACUAUCAUUGUUGAUAAGAACAAAGAAAACAGGGUUUGAAAAAUCACAAUCAAAGGUAACUUUUCGUCUUCGUUCUUCUUCUUCUUCGUCUUCACCAGCAAUGGCUAUUUCCAUUUCAAUUAACAAUAUUUUUAGAGUUUUUUUUUUUUUUGUGACCAACCAAAAUUUAAAACUAAAAAUUCCCAAUUUUUUUUAGUUGGAGGGGGAUUAGUGGGGGUUUUUUGUUUUUAUUUCAAUCUCCAUUGUCUCCUUAGCUGUUUGGUACUUUGUAUUCAUUUCUAUAAAUGAAUUCAUUUUACUGAUGUUCUUUA